UUCAAGUCAUGUCAUUUCGUGAUCCAUCUUUCUUGUUUCUGCGUUUUUCUUUCAUUUAGCUGGUCUCUGAUCAUGAUCAGGUCGCUUCUUCGGUGCAGAUUAACUCCCCACGUCCUGUCCUUCACCAGAGGAUCAAGUCUGUUCGCAGCUCGAACACCUUACAGUUUGCAGCCUUGUUCACCAAGUCUCAGGCCAAUUCAGCAGCGCCUACAUGGACCUGUUAUCCCUAAAAUCACAGCCCUUGUUAAUUACUCGGAUGUGUCCACACAGAAGUACACUAUGAUUUACACCCUGCCAUACAUUAAGCUCCUUCGAGCUGUGUCCAGGCUCAAACUCCUCCAAACUGCAAUAACUGUGGUCCUCUUGCCCCCGGUGUACGUCCUCUACUUCCAGGGAGCUGCCUCCGCCUUUCUUGUCGGCUACACGACAGGGAUAGCUCUGUUUGCUGGUGUUAUGCUGUAUACUGCCAGUUACUUCUUCAGAAGGGUGGUGGGAAUGAUGUAUCUGGAUCCAUCUCAGACCACGCUCAAAGUGUCCCACCUCACUUUCUGGGGAAAGCGCCAUGAUAUGUACCUGCCAGUGUCAGAUGUCAUGACCAUUGGAGACACAGGGGACUCCGUAAAUGAGACCAUACUGAAAUUUAAGAGAUACAGCAGUGCGGAGACUCUGUAUUUCUCAACUCAUUUUGGACGUGUGGUGGAUGAACAGGCUUUUAAAAAAGUGUUUGGAAGUUUUUAAAAUGAUUAUUUGUUUAAAAGAAAAUGUGGAGUAUUCUGAAUAGUAUUAUCAAAAUAUAACAUGUUAAGAGAUGCAUCUAUUGUCCAUGAACAAUAUUCUAAAUGAAAACACAUUAUACAGCUUGCUGUUAUAUUUUAUAUCUAAGAUAUUUUAGCUGACAUAGAUCUGAAUCAUCCACAGUUGAUAAAUUACUGGUUUAUUAUUAUUUUUCUUUUUUUAUCUUAAUUAAGGUUGAGAAGUAAGAUUGCAGAUUUAAAAAAAAAAAAAAAAAAUCUGGACCCUAACCCUAACCCUGUGGUAGGUUAACAGUUGUCUACUAAAUGGUGACUAUGUAUGCAGCUGAAAUAAAAAAAUCAAGUGAGAUUGGCCUAACAUUGUCCGAAUAUUCAUGUUGCAUCAUUAGACCAUGAUAGGAUAGCUCCACGGGUCACAUGUCCUUCUUGCUGCAAGCUCCAAAGAAGUUGUCUCCUCCUGAUAUUGAUUUUUUUUGUGUGUGUUAGGUUAAAGUGUAAACCUUAAAACUGUUAUUAUGUAAAAUGCAUUUUUCAACAUUGUUUUUGAUUGGGCUAGGGUUAGGGCAUCCUGGCUGUAGAAACGGGGAAUUAUUCAUACAUUUUGCCUCAGGUUUGGUUCAAAGAAAUGUCACUUUGGGAACAGUUUCUCUUGCUGAGUUUUUAGAACCUGCGAGUUUUCAGUUCUAUCUUGGUUAAGAUGUUUUCUGACAUCUAGAAAUAGAAGUAGAGCAGGUUAACUACCAGCUGGUGAUUUGAUCCAGGUUUCUUGGCUCAUAUCAAAGUGAUUUGCAAAUAUGAAGGAGUGUGUAUCAUAGAUAAUAAGCUUUUAUAAAUGUUUUUUGAGUUCUCAGUAACAGUAGAAAAGCACUGCAUAAACAUUAUUCCAUUUACAUUUACAAUAUCUCAAA
Messenger RNA from Oreochromis niloticus (Nile tilapia), 1660 nucleotides. It is a transcript of the gene tmem186, whose product is annotated as transmembrane protein 186. Lineage: Eukaryota; Metazoa; Chordata; Actinopteri; Cichliformes; Cichlidae. The transcript has 2 exons. The record is from RefSeq and is a predicted model, not a curated record. Gene Ontology annotation, cellular component: mitochondrion. The coding region runs from base 73 to 738 and encodes 221 amino acids.